Molecule: messenger RNA, 1699 nt
Organism: Mycotypha africana
Lineage: Eukaryota; Fungi; Mucoromycota; Mucoromycetes; Mucorales; Mycotyphaceae
Exons: 2
Coding region: 98-1207 (369 amino acids)
Biological process (GO): ubiquitin-dependent protein catabolic process
Cellular component (GO): cytosol
Molecular function (GO): polyubiquitin modification-dependent protein binding
Source: RefSeq, a predicted model, not a curated record
AAAAAAGAAAAUCAAAGAACUUUCUUUCCGCGCGUCCUUUUUUUUUAUAUUUUUCUCUUUUGUUCCCUUCCAACUAUAAUUUAUUUGUAAGACCAACAUGCCCACCACCAUCGAAGUGAAUGUCAAGUCAUCGAGUCAAAAAUAUGUGAUAUCGAUAGAAAACGAUAAAACCAUUCUUGAUUUGAAAAAUGAGAUUGCUAAGAAAACCGAAGUUCCUGCAGAAAAUCAACGUCUUAUCUUUUCAGGGCGUAUCUUGAAAGACCCCGCUACUUUAGAAGAAAGCAAUAUAGCCAAUGGACAUACUGUUCACAUGGUGAAAUCAGGUGGUACUACCAAUAAAACCAAUGCUUCGACUUCAAGUAAUAACAACGCAAGCAGCACAAACACUACCGCCUCCAGUGCACCACCUUCUUCGCAACCUCAGCAACCUACAACACAGCAAGCACCCAAUCCUAAUCCUUUUGCCGGUUUUGCAGGUAUGCCGAACGACUCUCAAUCAAACCCUUACAACAUGUUUGGUGCCGGAUUCGGUGCAGGUGCUAUGGGCAACAGCUUUGGCAGCAUGAUGGAUCCCAACAUGAUGAAUCAAAUGCUACAAAAUCCCAUGUUUGCUCAAUACAUGUCGAGUGUUUUACAAAACCCAGGUGUUUUGGAUUCCAUCAUUCAGACCAAUCCUCAAUUAGCGGGUAUGGGGCCCGAAAUCCGUGCCAUGAUGCAAACACCCGAGUUUAGACAGAUGCUAUCCAAUCCUGACAUGAUCCGUCAAAUGGCCACCAUGGCAGGUGCAAUGCAAAACAUGGGCAUGGGAGGAGGUAUGCCAGGAGCAGGAGCAGGAGCAUUCAAUCCAUUCGCAGCUAUGGCACAAACACAAACACAAACCCCCUCUUCACCCAAUACAACACAGACAUCAUCUACUCCACAGCAACCACAACAGCAGCAGAACCCUUUUGCUAGCUUCGGUAACGUACCUCCUGUCGAUCCUCAAUUACAACAAAGAAUGGCCGCUUUAUUUGGCAUGGGAGCAGGAGGAGCUGCUGCUCCCGCAUCACCAGCGGAUACACGUCCACCUGAAGAACGUUUCCAAGUGCAAUUACAACAAUUAAAUGAUAUGGGUUUCUGGGAGGCUGCCAAAAAUAUUAGAGCUUUACAAGCAACUGGAGGCAAUGUGGAAGCCGCUAUUGACCUUUUACUCAGUGGCAAUCUUUAGAAAAAAAAAAAAAAAACCAUUUCUCAAAGAAUAAACCUCUCUGCCCUCCCCACCAUAGCACCUACAUGUAUAGUCCGUUUUUUUUUCUUUCCGCCUCCCACCCUCUUUCUUCAAAGUUUACAAACAUAACUAUACUUUCUUAAUAUACUAUAGCUAAAUAGCUUGCUAUUUUUCUUUUUUUUUUUCGUUUUUUAAUUCUUUUUUUCCUCAUUAACUCGUUCUAAAUAAAUUGACCAACAAGUUUCUGAAGUGUGUAAAUGCCUUUUCAACUUCCUGUGAUAUUUCGCCAUGAUAAUCUGAUCUUGAAGGAGGCAAUGGAGGAGAUACAUCGUUAGGUGCAGCAGUGAAUGAAGCCAUGCCAUCAGCGUUGGCCGUGGUCAUCGUAGCAGACGUAUCCAAAGCAGAAGCCGAGCUAGAGUGAUCAGAAACGUACGGUGAUGACUGCUGCUGCUGCUGCUGCUGCUGUUGUUGUUGUUGUUGUUGUUGUUGUUG